ACCGCAGCACCUCGCCGUGUUUCACAGCAGACGGUUCGCCAGUCGUGUAGUUUGCUAUGUUUACGAAUGUAUGGAUUUUUUUUAGCAGUUGUGUUUUAAAUAAACCCUGAUCACUUCUCAACUCUGGAUAUCAAGCUUCGGUUGAUUCUUCAGUCGUCGUUUUCAAACACAGGAGGUCAUCAACUCUGAAUCAACAGGUUUUGGACACUGACUGUCACAUCGCCGGUGUUGGCCUCGCUAACCGCUCUUCGCUGUAGUCAGCUGUUUUUUUUUUCCUUUCUUUAUUGUUGCUGUGGGGAUUUACGACUAGUGGGAUAGCACCGUGGGAAUCUUCGUUGUGUAUGAGUUCUGUAGCUUGCGCUUUGUGAUCCCUUCACUGUGUAGCUGAACUGUGCAUUUGUUUUAAUAGGAUUAUACUAGAUCUAUACGAAACGUACGAUUAUUAACUAAAAAUAAACUUAUUUGGAUUUGGAACAUUGUGGAAAAACAGCUUAAGAAUAUAAUUGUCAUAAAAUCGAUUAAUUAAUCAAAACAACAAGUGAACACCACAACCACAGGUUGCUGUCGUUAAUGAAUCGCUCGCCUUCAUCCCGUGUGGUCAUCUAAAAUGCCUCCCCACACGCCGAUGAUGGAUCAUAACACGAACUUACUUCCCGACUCAGAGACCAACAGUCUGGCUGGUCAGAGAUCGCCAAUCCAUCAGCCGACCUCGAAAGUGAAGUGUGUCCUAGUGGGCGAUGGGGCCGUCGGCAAGACUAGCUUGAUCGUUAGCUACACCACCAAUGGCUACCCCACAGAAUACAUGCCCACUGCCUUCGACGAUUAUUCUGUUGUGGUCACUGUAGAUAAUAAGCCUGUACAGUUACAACUAUGUGAUACUGCUGGACAGGAUGACUUUGAUGCUAUCCGUCCACUCUGCUACCCCAACACAGACAUUUUUCUCCUAUGCUUCAGUGUGGUGUCCCCCACAUCUUUCAACAACAUCUUUGAAAAAUGGGUCCCGGAAAUCAAGAAACAUUCACCCAAAGUGCCCAUGCUGCUUAUCGGGACCCAGUGUGACCUUCGCAACGACGUCAAAAUUUUAAUCGAACUUGCCUCCUACAAGGAGAAACCGGUCUCUGAAAGUGAUGCCAUCCGAUUGGCUCACGACAUUGGGGCAGUCCAUUACGUGGAGUGCUCCGCCCUGACCCAGAAGAACCUGAAGGAUGUGUUUGACCAGGCCAUCCUGGCAUCUCUGAACUACAUACCAGAUUUAAGUCAUUCCAAGGAGUUUAGGAGAUCCUACCGUAAGAAGUACAGCGUCAAUGAGAGGCAGAGCGCAAGUCUCAAGAAGGCUGGGUGGAAAAAGUUCUGUUGUUUUUUGUGAUUUCCUGGAGGCACCGUACCCAACGCUGUAACUUAUUAAAGGUAAAGCCUUUGCUCUAGUGUGUUGGAUACUAUAAUAAACAUUUGUCUAGUGUAUUGAAUACUGUAUAGAACAUUGGUUUAGUGUCUUUAAUACUGUGCAAAACAUUGGUCUAGUGUGGUGGAUACUGUACAGAACAUUGGUCUAGUGUGUUGGAUACUGUGCAGAACAUUGGUCUAGUGUGUUGGAUACUGUACAAAAAUGAACCUUUGGUCCAGUUUUUGCUGCUGAGAACCUGCUAUUAAGUCCAGCCAUGCAGUACAUAUGUGGACAUCAGUUAGACUGGACAUCAGUUAGACUGGACAUCAGUUAGACGUUAGUAUUAUUUGUGGAAAUGGUGGGCAGUUAUAGGUGUUAAAUUAGGCGUGUAAACUGUUAAGACUGUAACAUACAAAGUGUGACGUCUAUGAUGUCUUUAACAUAUCUGACAGAUGUCUAUGACUUAGUGUCAGCUACACAUGAUGAUGGCUGACAAAUGAUGUAUGUCAGUGCCACAACUUUAGUCUUAUCCAUUGUAUAUAAGAAAAUCAUGCCACUUGCGAAGUGUGUACUAUUUGCUUUUCAAAAUACAGAUAACGGUUUAUCUAAAACAGACAUGUUCACAACAAUUUUAUUGCAUUCUGAGAAUGUUGCUUGUUUUAAAAAUUAUCUCUUGAUUUAUUUUAAAGAAAAGUUUUGCUUCAAAUGUAAAUAGUUUUUAAAUGUAUCAUAUCAAAGUUUGUUUUAUGAGAACUUGAUUAGUUUGACAUGUUAGUAUUAGCCACGAAGCUCCUCAUUUGUCAUGAAAGUACAAACUUUUUAUCAAAUCAUUUGGAUGAAUAAGGAAAGCUUAUCCUAUUUUAGUAUUUUUUAAACACGUUUUUAAAUUGUAUAAAGCUUUUUUAAAAGGGAAAUUCAAAAAUAACUUGAGCCAACUUGACUGUUUUGCUGUUUCUUAAAGUACUCAUAUUCCAGCUGUACUUUGAAGACUUGUUAACCAUUAAGGAACAUGUAUGAUAGUAGUACUUAAUGUUACAUCUGCUGCUUAUGGCGGUGUUGUAUAAUUUCAACAACUAGCUCGUCUACACUGUUUAACCAGCUCAAAAGAAAACUAUGGCUCCCGGUAUUAUUUUUCUUUUAGUGAUAGCGAUCUUAAGAUUAAAGCAAAGUCUAGCUGGAAGUGAAACAGUUCAUGUAAUGAAUACAUCUAAAUAGCUUCAAGAAAUGAAUCCCUUGGUGUAAAAUAUUCUUGUGGGUGUUAAGUACUGGAUUGAAUCCAGACAGGUCACUGUCACGGAUCAGCGACCACAGGAAGUUUUCACAGGUAAAGCGAAGCUAGGAUUAUGUAGGAGACAGCUGAUGAGUCAUAAUCCAGCAGAAUAAAUGUAGGGAUAAUGUGUGAUUAAGUUCAACCAUACAACCCGUUGGUAGUUUCUUUCAACCAAGUAUUAGCGGCAGUUUAGCCAGUUUUUUAAAAGCCUCCCCCACAGCCUGAGUGUGUUUGGGAAAUGUGUGCUUAGUAUAAUGGGAGGGAGGGGGUGGAGUAAUAGUUAACAAAUAUGUGCUUAGUCUGGUUAAUUUUUGGUACAAGUGUUCAAUUAUUUAUCUACCCUCUCCCAUCCCACACAAAGGAGGUUGAAACUUAAACAUUUUUGAUCGGUAUCUAAUGCGUGUAAUUCUGCUUUUAUAUCUAAAAAUUAACUUUAAUAAUUUAAAAAUAUUUUAUUUUUAUUUAUUGUACAAGUAGUAUUAUCCUAAUAAACUAAAAUUUAAUUGUAAAUUUCAAGCACUAAAUUUAUAAUCAAAGAUAUAUUUGAAAUUGUUUUUUUUUUUGCUUAUAUUUAUUUUACAUUGUGAAAGUGUUACAUUUUUUGUGAAUUAAAAAAAAAAAUUAUGAAAGUCUUGUAUUUAAUUGUAAGAAAUCUUCUGUCUCCAUAACUGGCUGGGAUAUGACAAUAGACACUGUAAAAUUGUACACUAAUUAAUGUUUUUCUAAGAUAAUUGCAUUGGCUGAUGUUUAUGUUCAGUGGCAGUCUUGUCUUCCUUUCUAUUUAACAUUGUAAUGAACUUAUAUUGUGCCUUAUAUUAUAAAUUGUUUAUUGUUUUUUAUAAUUUUCCUUUUAAAUCUUUAAGUUUUAAGCUUAGUAAUAAAAAAUAUUAAAAUGUUUAAAAUUUUGAUAUGCUGCUGUAUGAAGAUAAGCCUGGUGUAUUGCAUGUUAGGUUACCUGCUUAUGUAAAGAGAUAGAUUAAAUGGUUGGUUUUUUUUACUAACAGCUAUCUCAGGUAUGCUAACACUAAAGAAAAACACCUUUAGAUUCUCAGCUUGUAUACUUUAAAAUAUGAAAUCUUUAACCCAGGCAUUUUUUAUCAUUGAAAAAAGGAGAGUUAAUACAGUGCUAUUUUUAGAUUUUUUUUGCACUAGGUUUACCUGGAGUGUGUAAUUUUUGGGUUAAUCAUAUCAGUAGCCUAUAAUAUAUUUCAUUUUAAUCCUUGUAAUGCUUUUAGCUGUCGCUCUUUAAUUCCCAUAUUUAUAAAACACAUGGCUUUUUUUCCUCCGGUAAAGUAAUUUGCUACUGAACAGUUUAAAAAUAUUACUGUCUGUUCUUAGCUAUAUUGGAAAAAUGUACAUAGUCUGAACUAGGUUAUAUGAUGAGAUAAGAGUGGGUUGAGUUGAAAUUGCAACCAAUUUUAAAGAAAUAUCAAUUUAAGUUUUUAACUAGGAUUCCCAACAUUAACAGCUGUUUAUUUUUAGGAUAGUUUUAUUUCUUGUGUAGGAAUGAUAAAAUGAUAGAAAUUUGUUUGAUUAUAUUAAACAACCCUGCUUAAGUCAUAUCUCAUAAUAGUUUUACACAUUGUGUUUUUGUGAGAAGGUUCUUUAAACCAAAUACAUAACUUAAAGUCUACUCUACCCGUAUGGCUGUGUUAUUGUAACACAGUUCUACAAACCCAGUUAACUGCCAACAAGUGUGCAUGAGUCAAUCAGCCUGGGGGGUUAUUGCCUUAUUGAUUUGACCUGCUGGGGACAACACUGGGAUGUGGGGGGAUUGGGGAGGUCUGGCGUGUUGCACUGGUCUCAGAAAUUAUAAAUCACAUUAUAGUCUGGGUGGUAGGGGAUUGAAUGAGGCUGUACCAUUCAGCUGGGUUUGAACCAUUCAAAAUGCACAUUCACCCAAAGCCUUUGAUGUGAAGUGAUAAUAGCUAGCAUUGUGGGUGGUGCUGCCCGUUGUGAAUGUUUUAAAGAUUUAAUUGGUGUUAAUUAAAACCCAAUCAGUUGAUCUAAGAAAAACAUCAGUCUGAAUUAUUUUAGAGAUUGGUGACUAUAAGGGAACAUAAGGCAAUGAUUUCAUAACAUAACCCCAGGGCUUUUAUAAUUGACUAAUUGUAGAACACAUUGUAGGAAUAAAGCUAUUUAAGAUUCCAGUUCUAACACUAGUAGGUUACUGGUACUUAAUUUCAUCCUUCAUAUCUAUUUUCUUACUUGAACAUUUUAUCAAUGUGUGGGUUAUUUCUUUGUUUUUAGAUUUAUAAUAUCCUUCUUGUAAAAUUAAAUUUGAUAUGUACUUUGGACAUUGCAUUUUGUAAAUGUCUCUUAGUAUUCCUUUUAUCAGGGUUUUUUCCCCUCAUAGUAGUCAUUGGUUUGUAGUUUCACCUAAUUGGCCAAGUUUUGGAUUUCAGUUAAUACCCCUUUUUAAGUGUGUGGUAUAGUUUUAGAAUUUAAAUUCCCUUGUCCCUUUAGCAUCUCUGUUAACUGCAUUGUCCUCUUAUUCAUCCUCUCCUUUUGUUACUCUGUCUUAGAAGGUUUGAAAAAUCUCCCCCAAACACACUUGAGUGAUUUUUAUUGAAAACUUUCCUAAAUUACAUGGUUUGAAGUUUACAAAACGUUUUUAAUUAGUGUACAGGGUUUAUUUUGUGUACAAAAAAAAAUUUUCUAAAGCAUUUUUUAUGUUUUAUUAUUGUGUACAUGACACCUGAAUCAAGGUUUUAUUUUAAUCAGUAAUAUACCUACUGGUCUUUCUUCAUCUGUGUCCCAUAAGUGCUUUCAUCAAAGAUGACAUGACUGUGUGACGUGUACAAAGCUGGAGGUGGUAUUUUGUUCUCACUCAGACAUAAUAACAAAACACAUAUAUCACUUUGAAUUUGUUUCAAAUAGGGCUGGGAAGUAGGUCACCAACCAGUUCUUUGGCUCAAUAAAACAUGCAUGAACCAUAGAACUGGUUAGUGACCUACUUACCAGCCCCAUUGUAAUUAAAAAUCAAUAUUUUAAGUUUCUUGCUAAUUUUUUUUUAGUUUUAAAAUUGAUGGUUAAAAUAAAUAAGAUUAUGUGCUGUGUGAAUCAAAUUGUUAUGAGUAAAAUAAUGACUAAAAAUUGUUGAUAAAAUAUUACAUUCUUGACAUUAUUGUAGUGAUAUAUUUUUUUUAUCUUUCAAAGAUGUCACAUUACCUGUGGUAUCUAUAUAUUUGUAGCUAAAACAAAUUGAAAGAUGAGUUUGUUAGUGAUAUAUUGUAAUAAAGCAAAUACUUAUAUUUGGGUCUUUCGGUCUACUAUGUACUUAAUUACCAGCCCAGAUUUUUUUUAAAGUCUAUGCACUUUCUUAUCACAUGAUUGAUUCUACUUGAUUGUAACAAUUGCAUAGUCAUCUAUCAGUCCUCCACAUUUGGCAUGAUUCACUGUAAAUUUAUCUGGCCUUGUACAUAUUGGACCCCACGUGACGGUGACGUCACGGGAGUCGUCAGGAGUCAGCUGCACUGAUAACGCGCAUUCAGCUGAUAAGUAAAGAUGUCAUUUCUUAAUUAAAACAUUGAUUUGAAUCUGAUGUUGCUUCGAUCAUGAACAAAAUAAAACAUGUUAUUUGAACAA
Messenger RNA from Physella acuta, 6242 nucleotides. Its product is annotated as cell division control protein 42 homolog. Gene Ontology annotation, biological process: small GTPase-mediated signal transduction. Gene Ontology annotation, molecular function: GTP binding; GTPase activity. The record is from RefSeq and is a predicted model, not a curated record. NCBI's taxonomy places the organism in Eukaryota, Metazoa, Mollusca, Gastropoda, Physidae.